Messenger RNA from Zophobas morio, 1136 nucleotides. RefSeq names its product 15-hydroxyprostaglandin dehydrogenase [NAD(+)]-like. Gene Ontology annotation, cellular component: cytoplasm. The transcript is spliced from 6 exons. The coding region runs from base 159 to 959 and encodes 266 amino acids. The record is from RefSeq and is a predicted model, not a curated record. Lineage: Eukaryota; Metazoa; Arthropoda; Insecta; Coleoptera; Tenebrionidae. Gene Ontology annotation, molecular function: oxidoreductase activity, acting on the CH-OH group of donors, NAD or NADP as acceptor.
CUCGAUGUAAAAUUUCAAAACAGUUUUUGUUCACCCAACAAAUAGAUGAUUUAACAAAUAUACACAGUGUAUUUUACAAGGGGAUAUAAAUAAACUUCAACCGGCUAUUCGAAUCAAAUCUCUCCGAACAGUCGCCAGAAAAACGUCCUCAUCUAAUCAUGGUCUUCGACAUCAAAGGCAAAAUUGCGUUAGUGACUGGAGCAUCUUCCGGAAUCGGUUUCCAUUAUGUGAAGGAACUUCUUAGUAAUGGAGCUAAGGCUGUGACCAUUGCUGACAUUGAUGUCACGAAAGGAGAAGAAUCGGCCAAAAAGCUUAACAAUGAAUUUGGCGGCAACAAAGUCAUUUUUGUACGCACGGACGUUACCAAAGCAGAUGAGUUAGAAGCUGCCUUCAAGACAACCCUAAACACAUGGAAAGGCCUCGAUAUCGUUAUAAACAACGCGGGAAUCAUGAACGACGCCAAUUGGGAACUUCAGAUUGCAAUUAAUUGUAAUCAUGUCGUCAAUGGAAGUCUUCUGGCCAUAAAGUACAUCGGCAAAAAUAACGGUGGCAAAGGUGGAGUCGUGGUCAAUAUUGCUUCCAUCUUAGGAUUGCAAGAGCUUGCUGGUUGCCCCAUCUACGUGGGUACAAAACAUUUUGUCGUUGGUUUGGACCGCUCUUUUGGCACUCCAUUCUUUUACAAUCUCACGGGAAUUCAAUUCUUGACUAUGUGUCCAGGAGUUACUCACACUCCUUUGAUCAGUGAAGCCGGACACUUUGCUUUGCCAGGACUGGGAAAUCUAGCGAAGGAACUUGUAGAUGGACUUGCAUCAAUGCCUGGUCAAAAGCCAGAAAGUGUGGCGAAAGGAAUGAUAACAUUGAUAACACAAGGCGAAAAUGGAAGUGUAUGGGUGGCUGAAGGAGGUGAACCUAUUUAUGAAGUAACCAUUCCUCAAAGACAAACGCUUCGUAAGAAGUAAAGAUACUUAAAUAUUUACUGAAUAUUACUUACGUUUUUAAUUUAAACAACUGCUUUAUAUCUCUUACCUACUAAUGUCAUAUAUAUGUUCAACUUUCUGACAUAGGAAUUAAGAGCUACUUUUUAUUCUGUACGUGUAAAGGUUCUUUUUUGAAAUAAAUCACUUUCUAAGACAGUG